AUGACUGCAGCCCUUUCAGUGACCCUGCUCAUUGCCUGCGGUGUUUCUGCAUCAGCUUUGAGGCUGCCCUUCUUCGAUGCCUCUCCAACAGAACAUCACGAACACAGGCGGCACAAUGGCGAGGCGGCUGACGGCUGCAGCACACCCAAGUUGGAGACCAUGCUUCGCACGCUGGGCUCUGAUGCAGACGCCCUCUACCGGCAGCUACUGGCGCACAUGCCUGCGCUGUCAGAAUGGGCGACCAACCUUGUGACCUUCCCACAUGUUCACCCCGACCCGGCUGCUGCGGCGGUUCACCCCAAUCCGGCGGCCGCGGCGGUGGUCGAAGUGGGAGUGUUCAACGGGCAGCAGUGCCUGCAGGCGGCGGAUGCCGGAUUUGCGAGCGUGCUCUGCUUCGAGCCAUCCCCCGCCAACUUCAACAACUCUGCUGCCGCUAUCACCGCCUCCCCGAUGGCUCCAGAGCGCAAGGCGGCAAUCCAGCUCAUCAACAUGGCAGUGUCCGACACAGCCGGUGGCACAAUGGAGUUCCACUCCAAAGGCACAUCCGGGGACUAUGCUGGCAGCAUUAUCGGCGCAGCCUUCCAGCAAGACACUGCAGUUGAUGCACCGAUCAAUGUUGCAACCACCACUCUCGAUGAUUAUCUCCCCGGCCAGCUGCCAAAUUUGGCCGAAGCCGGCCACCGCCAUGGCGGCGCGCAUGGCCGCCAUGUGGCGACGCAGGAGGGCGCCAGCGAUGUGAGGGAGUUAUACAUCGUCAAGAUCGACACCCAGGGGUUUGACGGGGUUGUCAUCGAGGGCAUGAAGGAGCUGCUGCGGCACAAACAGGUGACAUACAUAAUGCUGGAGCUAUGGCCUAAGUCCAUGGCCCUGCCUGGGCGCAAGACCUGCGAGGAGACGCUGCACCUGCUGGCAUCCGCCGGAUACACUCUGCACGACCUGGCCAUCCCAGACUACGCCUGGCAGUACGGGACGGCCAAGACAAAGGAGGAGCUUCUGCGCGCGAGUCUGAGGCGGCCGGACAACAUAGAGGGACUCUGUGGCUGGCUGAUGGAGCACUCCAAUGAGUAUGGGUUCUGGACCGACAUCCUGGCAGUGGCAGACCCCCUCUCGGGCGGCCACGGCUGCCCCGGACACCACAGCAACAGUCCUUGA
Molecule: messenger RNA, 1152 nt
Organism: Coccomyxa subellipsoidea C-169
Lineage: Eukaryota; Viridiplantae; Chlorophyta; Trebouxiophyceae; Coccomyxaceae
Exons: 7
Coding region: 1-1152 (383 amino acids)
Source: RefSeq, a predicted model, not a curated record